Molecule: messenger RNA, 2072 nt
Organism: Synchiropus splendidus (mandarinfish)
Lineage: Eukaryota; Metazoa; Chordata; Actinopteri; Syngnathiformes; Callionymidae
Gene: usp18
Product: ubiquitin specific peptidase 18
Exons: 10
Coding region: 140-1087 (315 amino acids)
Biological process (GO): protein deubiquitination
Cellular component (GO): nucleus; cytosol
Molecular function (GO): cysteine-type endopeptidase activity; cysteine-type deubiquitinase activity
Source: RefSeq, a predicted model, not a curated record
CCGACUGCCAGAGAAACGAAAGUGAAACUCAGAACCGGCGCCUAUAAGAAGCGUCUCCACGAGCCUCCUCACUUCCGGUCCACCUCUGCCCUGCAGCCGGACCCAUGUCCUCGGACUGGACGCACUGGACUUUCACGGGAUGAGGGGCCUGAUCAACUACCGCCUGUCCUGCUGCGCCAACACCGUCCUGCAGAUGCUGGCGGCCACCUGGGAGCUGCACCAGCUCCUGAGCAGGUGGCGCUGCACUGGCGCGGCCUGUAGCACUUCAAAUGUUCCGCACCAGCUCCGCCUGUGUCUGGAGGCCAUGUGCCGCGGCAACUCUCAGUCAGCUCACCUGGACCUUCUGCGCUGCCUGGACCGGAACCACAUCGAGCUGGGUGUGCAGCAGGACGCGCACAACCUCCUCCUCCGCCUCCUCAGCCUGCUGCGGCAGCAGCUGGACGACCAGGCGCUGGCUUUGGGAAUCCAGGAUCUGUACAAGACCUCGGUGGAGACCCGCCUCAGGUGUCAGGAGUGCUCUUCUGUCAAGACCCUGAGCAGCUUCCUGCUCACUCUGCCGCUCAGUAUCCGGGAAGAUGAUGAUACCGUGGACGACUGCCUGAGGGCCUUCUUGCAGCAGCAGCAUCUGACUGGGCAGAACCAAUGCUUCUGUAUCCAGUGUGAGAGGAAGACGCCGACUGAAAAGGUGCUCCGGCUUCUCUCCCUGCCCCCCAUCCUGUGUCUGCACCUCCAGCGCUUCAGGAUCCGCAGAGGUUUCACCCGAAAACUCGACGGCCAAGUCUCUUUUCCAGAGACUCUGGACCUCUCUGCAGUACUGGAUGGAGUGUCUCAUCCCACCUUGCUCCAGAUCCCCUGCAGGUACGCACUGUUUGCUGUGGCGGUCCACUGUGGCACCGCUGUCUUUGGACACUACACUGCGUUUGUUCUCGACCAGAACCAGCGGUGGUUCUACAUAGACGACUCUCGCGUCCAGCAGGUGUCCUGGAGAGACGUGCAGUCCUCGUAUGGAGGCAGAGGCAGCAGAACCGCCUACAUGCUGAUGUACCGCAGAUGUCAGAGCCACCAGCAGCCGCCCACAUCUGGGUAACACCUGGAGCAGCCCAGCAACACAGCAGGGUGGCGCGCUCCUCGGGGGACCGCGGUGGUCCUAACGUUCAGAGGGUCAACAGUCACAUGGCUGGGACUUGCCUGGAACGGUCUCUCUCUCUAUUGAGCCACAGGGGGGUGCUGUUCCCCCUCGUGUUGUUGAAGGGCUGCUCAUGGAAACCAUUAAACACCUUUGAGUGAAGAUCGUUGCACAAGUGACUGGCUUUGAUACAACCGUCACCACUAGGCGGCAGUCAAGACCGACGCGUCAGCCGGUCAGUCGGCAGUGACGAAAAGAUCUGACGGCCCACCCCGGUUGCCAUAGCAAGAGGGAAACACCGCCGUAUUGUCUGAUGCGUUCAACUGAAGAAAGUCACAAUAAAAAGAUAAACGCUCGCAGUGUUUCCAGUGGCUGGUACCAGACGUCUCAGUGGCUUGGCCCGGGUUCUGGUGGGCCACGUGAGAGUGCUGCUGACGGAGUGGAACAUGUCUGUCUCACACACACACACAUCAGUGUUCAGGAGAGUCGUGCGCAUUCCGAGGGGCGGCAGCAACACCUCGCAGCGCUUCCUCCAUGCAGCACGACAACAGUGACACUAGAGUUGAGCAGUCACGGUCGGCACCUGCCUGACCCCACCUCAGCCGGUCACAUGACCCGUGUCUCAGCACCUCAGCCAGGAGUGUGUGUCUGGGCGUCUUCAGACCGGGGCCAGGACACACUUCAGGUCUCAUGUGUGGGGCAACUCAGCCAACAGCAGCCGUCCAUCCACGUCCAACCAUUUGGACUGAUCCUCCUCUGCAUUUCUCCUGCUGCUGCUGUGUCGCACUGCAACACUUGAAGCUGGAAUGACAGCCCAGGUCAAGCUGCUGUCCAGGGUGUCCCUGCCUGGAGGUGCUCCACUCUGCCUGUUGGAUUUGUCUGUGCCGAUAUCGACGCCUCAUGACACAGUACUGACAUCCCACUUGAGAACACGGCACAUGACCUU